Messenger RNA from Periconia digitata, 645 nucleotides. NCBI's taxonomy places the organism in Eukaryota, Fungi, Ascomycota, Dothideomycetes, Pleosporales, Periconiaceae. The record is from the annotation of a GenBank genome assembly.
AUGGCCGACGACAGACGUGACGCGGGCGAUCGUCCACGCGAUCGAUUCCGCGACCGAGAUAGCGGCCAUCGUGAAUCUCGAGCUGGAGGUCGCGACCGCGGAAACUCACCAGACGACCGCCGCAACCGCUCACGAAGCCCACGUUACGAGCGCGGCGGUCGCGGCGGUCGUUACCGGUCACGAUCGCCUGUUCGCCGGAACGGCCGAGAUGGAGGGGACCGAGACUUCGAACGCAACGAUCGACGACAGGACCGCGACCGCGGUGGCCCACGAGACUCGCGACCAAGCCGUGAUGCGCCCAAAGGUCCUCGCGGUGCGCCAUCAGGGCCUCGUAAGGAUUUGAAUGCCCAUCCCGGGUCCUCGAAACCUCCCACCGGCCCGCGCGGAGACGCCAAGCAUGAAGAGAGCAAGGAUAUACCGAUGGAGGAUGAGCAGCCGGCUCGCCAGAGACCUGAAGGUAUGGACGAUGAGACAUGGGAAAUGGCUCAAAUGAUGGGCUUCGCGGGUUUCAAGUCCACCAAGAACAAGAAGGUGCCUGGUAACGACAAGAACUAUGGCGUGAGGAAAGAUAAGCGCAUGGAGGCCAGACAGUACAUGAACCGACAAGGUGGUUUCAACAGGCCGCUUUCUCCGUCGAGGAUGUGA